CAAUAACCGUCCGGAAUCAAGCCCACCAAGAAGAAGAGGAAGACGACGAUGACGACCAACGGCCUGAACUCCUCGCGAGCUCCACAUGUUCCAGUCCCUCUCUAAUCCGUCCAUGGCGGCUUCCUUCUGCUGCUGCUGCUUCCAGCCUCUCCUCUCCUCUCCCUCUCCUCCCCAUUCCAUUUCUCAGAGCCCUUCAGCUCUCUCCCUGGCCCACCUCCCCGGCCCCGGAACCGCCGCCUUCUCCGCCCCUCUCUGCCACCACCUCACGCCCCCCGUUCAGCCGCCGAGCGAGCUCCUCAUCCGCCCCGUCCUCCUGUUCGGCGGCUUCGACAGGGUGGUCGACACCCAGACCGUGCUCGCCACCGUCAGCGUCCUUGCCGCUAUUGCCCUCUCUCUGUUCCUCGGCCUCAAGUAUUUUGCAGGGAGAUCCCGUCCCGUGCGACCGCUGUGCAGGCAAUGGAGGAACGAUGUGUGUUUUCUGCAAUAACGGGAAGAUGAAGCAAGAAACGGGCAUGGUGGAAUGCAAAGUGUGCAAGGGAGCAGGUACAUGUGAUCAUAUGUAGUUCGAAACAAACUCAUACACUGGAUACCGGAACAACUGUCAUCACCGAGAAUUGUCCGGUUUUGUGCCAUUUUCUUUCACUCGUUGAGUCUUUUCCCAUCCUCCUUGCCGACUCUGCAGGAUUGAUAUUUUGCAAGAAAUGUGGAGGUUCCGGGUACUCUAGGCGCCUAUGAGAUCUCUGCUUUGCCUCGGAUUGUAUUUGCCUACUCUGUCUCAAUUUCCUCGCAUCACAAAUUUUUUAACCAUCAAGAAUGUGAAGCAGCUGGAAGUUUCAGACCAUGGAAGAUGUAUAUUCUGAUGUAAUAUGUUCCUCGUUUCAGAAAUGCAAGAAAUUUCCGAACAUAAUUGAUGCAGUGGGAAUUGUACAGCAGCAAUUGCUGGUCUAGCACAUUUUCUGAAAUCGAUAUCUUGCCAACAACUCGUGGACCGGUAAGAUAAUCUGUUUAUUUCCCGGAUGUUGCUGUAUUGCAGAGUAUGGAAUUAGCAUUGGGACACUCUAUGGCAAAGAUUUCUCGUAAUAUAUCGAGAUUUGGUCAUAGGCAGGUUAGGGACACAAUGUAAUCAACAAGCGGAAUGAAAGGACUCGAUUUUGCAGUCUAGUGUACAAAGCAAGACGCAUUCGUUUUC
Molecule: messenger RNA, 1189 nt
Organism: Punica granatum (pomegranate)
Lineage: Eukaryota; Viridiplantae; Streptophyta; Magnoliopsida; Myrtales; Lythraceae
Source: RefSeq, a predicted model, not a curated record